CUUAAAUUUUUUCUAUUCUAUACAUAACAUACGAUAAUGGACUAUAGCGAAAAAAAGUCCUCAUACCAACCAUCUGAUAAGAAUGUUAGUAUAGAACAAGAGUUCGAAUACGCCAAUGAAGGCAUUAUUGAUAUCAAUCGUGAGCAUGCUGGUUCAACAAAGAUGGCAUACUUCAAUAUUGUAUGCGUUGUUGCUGGUACAGGUGCUCUUGGUCUCCCUGCUGCUUUAAAGCAAGGUGGCUGGAUUGGUCUUUUCAUUCUCGGCUUGUCCUGGCUCAUGUCAGUUUAUACAGGCAUCAUUCUCAUCCGUUGUCUUUACGCCAACGGUAAAGCUCGUUUGAGCACUUACAAGGAAGUCGCUACUUCAGCCUUUGGUCAAGUCGGAGGUUGGGUCACUUUUUUCUUCAACGUCAUUAUUCUCGUGGGCGGACCCAUCCUGUAUAUGGUACUUGCUGGUACUAACCUGAAUCAACUUUGUGAAGGCACUGUCGCUGAAAUUGGUCAUGUGCCAUGGACUAUUAUCCUUUGUGCCGUCGUUGCUAUUCCCUUUAUUUUGGUCAAGACCAUGAAAGAAGUUGCCUGGAUGAGUGCAUUUGGUGCCCUUGCUACUAUUGUUGUUAUCUUGAUUGUCCUGAUUAUGGCUGCUAUCGAUAGACCUAACCAAAUCAAUAUCCACCAUGACCCUGUUAUCUGGCCCAUGUUCCCUAUUGCUUUAAGUACCAUCUCUUUCAGUUUCGGUGGCAACAUCAUUUAUUCCCAUGUAGAAGCCUCUAUGAAGAACCCUCGUGACUGGACCAAGGUGGUUACUGCAGGUCUUAGCACGUGUGCUGCCAUGUACCUCAUUGUUGCAGUUGCUGGCUACUUAGUUUAUGGCGAUAAGGUGGAGAAUCCUAUCUACAACACGAUCCCCAAAGGUGCAGCGCAAAUCAUUUGUAUUGUGGUGAUUACUAUUCAUGUUAUGAUGGCUACACCUAUCUUGACAACAUCAUUAUCUCUCGAUAUUGAGGAAAUGUGCAAUAUUACUGUUGAACGUUUUGGCCGAACCAAAGAAUUCUUAAUCCGUGCUGCCAUUCGUAUUGGUAUCAUUGUGUUUGUAGCCGUGAUUGCUUGCGUGGUACCCCAUUUCGGAGAAUUGAUGUCGUUGCUUGGUGCUUUUGCUAACUGUACCUUGAUCUUUAUUUUCCCUGUGGUCUUUUACCUGAAGUUGACCGGUGUUCGUAACAAGCCAUGGUAUGAACUUGCCUGGUGUUUCCUCGUUGUCCUGAUGGGUUUAGUGGGUUUAAUCUUUGGUACAAUUGAAGCUGUCAAGGAGCUCAUUGUUGCCUAUCAGUAAAACAAACGCUGUCAUUUUUUUUUUUCAUUUGUAAAUAUCCUUCUAUCAUACCACCAUGUACUUAAUACUCCUAGAACAUUUCUUUAAAACAAUAAAGCUCUCUUUCUUUCUUUUUUAAUUUACAUACCCUCAUUAA
Messenger RNA from Mucor mucedo, 1468 nucleotides. RefSeq names its product transmembrane amino acid transporter protein-domain-containing protein. Gene Ontology annotation, biological process: amino acid transmembrane transport. Lineage: Eukaryota; Fungi; Mucoromycota; Mucoromycetes; Mucorales; Mucoraceae. Gene Ontology annotation, cellular component: vacuolar membrane. Bases 37 to 1332 code for a protein of 431 amino acids. The transcript has a single exon. Gene Ontology annotation, molecular function: amino acid transmembrane transporter activity. The record is from RefSeq and is a predicted model, not a curated record.